UAUUUGACGUUGCAGUAAUAAAAACUAAAAGUCGUAAAUAAUAACAAAAGUCCAACUUUUGGUAGUACGAAAACGUGAAGUAGAAAAUUCAACUGAUUGGAAGGGGACACAUUUACAUUGAUAUUUUGAUAUUUUUGAAACAAAGCAUGUCAGGAAAAAGGAAAUCUUCAUUAUCGCCAAGUGAUGUUGAUUCGAAAACGCCAAAGGUCACGUGUAAUCAACAGAUUUUAAGCGAGAAAUUGACUUCAAAAUCGUGUAUCAGUAAAUUGAGAGAUGCAUGGCAAGAAACUAAAAAUCUUACAUAUACAGACGAUGCAUCGGGAGUUGAGAUCAGUCAUGGACCUUUCCGUCAUUGCGUAUUGCCGAACUUUCUGAAGGAUGAAGAAGCCAUCAGUAAACUGCAAGAUGAAUUGAUGGACCUAGAAUUUUCGGAGAAAAACAAUGACCUCUAUAAAUUUCAUCAGAGUACAGAAGACUUAAAAACUGCAAAGACUGAAAAUAUAAUGGCCUUCAGGAGAAUGCUUUGUGAGACAUUCAGAGACUGGCUGAUACAGGUCACUGGUAUACCAUUAAACAAAACAGUGGAUGCUUUCUGUGCACAGUAUGUAUAUACAGAUACUUUAUUAUGCCAUGACGAUGAGCUGGAAGGACGUAGAAUAGCCUACAUUUUCUACCUUGUUAACUCCUGGACUGAGAAAGAUGGUGGUGCUUUGGACCUCUUCAGUGUGGAUGAUAAUAUACAGCCAAAGGAAGUUGUGAAGUCAAUACUACCUGUCAGAAAUAAUUUUGUUUUCUUUGAAGUUACACCUGGCUCAUAUCAUCAGGUAGCAGAGGUUCUAUCAGAGGACAAGACAAGGUUAUCUGUCAGUGGCUGGUUCCAUGGUCCCCCAAUACAGAGACCGCCUCCGUACAUUGAGAAACCAAGACAACUACAUGGAUACAGUUCUAUUGAUGAUGAUGUUUUCUUUGACUGGAUAAAUCCGGUGUAUUUGAGUGUUGGUGCCCAGGGAAGUAUUCAGGAGAAGUUUGAGAAUGAGUCAGAAAUUGAGCUGCAAGAUUUUCUGCAGAAAGAGAAGUAUGAGGCCCUCCUUGAAGUGUUGAAAUCAUCUAACAUGUGUUGGAAAAAGAUGGGACCUGCUAACAAAAGGUGCUAUAAUCAUGCAGACGAAACCUGUUUACCAGAAGUGGUUCAGACAUGUGUAAAUCUGUUCAGAUCUGAUGCCAUGUUUCUCUUGUUGUCAAAUAUGUCUGGACUUAAACUACACGAAUUGGCUGGGGGCAGUUCUGAAUCAGAGUCUGAAGCAGACAGUGAAGGUUCUAGUCAGGAUGCCCAGGGUUCAUCAUCGAGUAAAUCUCAAACAAAAGAAGUUGAACACGAAGAAACGACAGAUAGUACUGCAGAUAGUGAUGCUGCCUCAAAGAAAGGGAACAAAGAAUCUGGAUGCACUGCCAGGUGCCGGACUGAAGUACGCCACUGGAGUCAUCAAUGUUAUACUCUUAUACAUGAUACCGAUACUGAGGGAUCACAGUUUGCCCUCGACAUGGUGCUUUAUCUGGGUUGUCAAGACUGGGAUAUGGAGUAUGGAGGUUUCACAUCGUAUAUUGCUAAAGGUGAAGAUGAAGAGUUAUUAACAGUGACCCCUCAACCAAACUCCUUGGCACUAGUGUACAGAGAUCAGGAAACUCUACGAUUUGUGAAAUAUCUCAACACGGACAUAAAUAAAAUGCCCAAUAAAGGAUUCUAUGAUAUAGCUGCUGUAUACUAUGAAUAAAACUGUUGCUUUUAUA
Mercenaria mercenaria is the source of this 1788-nucleotide messenger RNA. Its product is annotated as prolyl 3-hydroxylase OGFOD1-like. The transcript has 13 exons. Gene Ontology annotation, cellular component: cytoplasm. The coding region runs from base 147 to 1772 and encodes 541 amino acids. Lineage: Eukaryota; Metazoa; Mollusca; Bivalvia; Venerida; Veneridae. The record is from RefSeq and is a predicted model, not a curated record. Gene Ontology annotation, molecular function: iron ion binding; L-ascorbic acid binding; peptidyl-proline dioxygenase activity. Gene Ontology annotation, biological process: regulation of translational termination; peptidyl-proline hydroxylation.